AGUGGCGCACUGGUUAACACUGAGGAGAGAGACUCCACAUUGACAGCAACGCGGCAGCGCCCGGGGUAACGUGAUUUGCGCUCUAUUAGGUCCGCGACUGAGCACCACUAGAUGCAGCACAGGGAUCAUUGUGUGGGGAGAAAGAGGAGACAAGGAGGAAGGACUUUACGCUUCAUCCGCCCCAUGGAUCUUCUUUGCUUCCAAUUGAUCUGCUUAAAGAAGUUACCCACUGACAGCCUUUUUAACGCCCGUGCGUCUCUGGCACCGGAGAGGUUGUGUCACCGCUUUCUGCCCCGGAUGGACUGACAGCCUCAUAAAUAAGAAGCAUUUCUCCUUUGGGAGCGUACAGGAUGAAAGAGAAAAAAGCCGGGAAAGCCUCAGAGGAGUGAUUUAGUUCCUUCCUUUCUCAGCCCUGCUGUGAGCUAUAGCUCUGUCCUUGCUGGUGAUGCCAUUUGUUAACCUCAGGUGAAGUCACAUAGGAAGUGGGCCAUUCUUCUCCAAUGGGGUUUGACAACAAGACCAACCAGACUCUUCCAGAUGUGGCCUACAGCCUCCGCAUCUGCCUGCCGCUCACUGUGCUGGUGGGGAUCAUGAUCCUGUUGAUAGUGUUUGGCAACGUGCUGGUGGUCAUAGCUGUGUUUACAAGCCGGGCCCUGAGGGCUCCGCAGAACUUAUUCUUAGUGUCCCUGGCGUCAGCGGACAUUUUGGUGGCUACCCUCGUGAUGCCUUUCUCCUUGGCCAAUGAGCUUAUGGGAUAUUGGUACUUUGGGGAGGUGUGGUGUGAGAUAUAUCUGGCACUUGAUGUUCUUUUCUGCACCGCAUCCAUCGCCCACCUCUGUGCCAUCAGCUUAGACCGCUACUGGUCCAUUACACAGGCCAUUGAGUACAACCUGAAGAGGACACCACGACGCAUCAAGUGCAUCAUCUUCAUAGUGUGGGUCAUCGCUGCGGUUAUCUCCUUCCCUCCUCUAAUCACCAUGGAGAAAGAAAACAACUUGGAUGACCCUGUGUGUAAGAUCAGUACUGAAAAGUGGUACGUCAUCUCCUCCUGCAUCGGCUCCUUCUUCCUCCCCUGCCUCAUCAUGGUUCUGGUCUACGUGCGGAUCUACCAGAUCGCCAAAAAGAGAACACGGGCGCCACUGGGAGACAGGAAGCGGAAGGAGGUGCAGAGGACAGCCACCGUCGCUGCCGGCAACCAGAAGGAGAAUGGCUGCCACGAGAAGCUGAACGGCAAGCAGGACAUUGAGUUGAAGGAGGGAGUGGCAGGGGAAGGAGGAGCGGAUAAGGAAAAGGAAGAAGUCAACGGGGUGGACCUUGAGGAGUCGUCCUCCUCCGACCACAAAGUGAACAAUCCCUGCUCAAUUAAAAAGAAAGCGGCCACUGGGAAAACCAAACUGAGCCAAAUCAAGCCGGGGGACGACGAAAAGCUGGCAACGAGCACCAAGGGCAGUCGCUGGAAGGGCCGACAGAACCGGGAGAAACGCUUCACUUUUGUCCUGGCUGUGGUCAUUGGAGUGUUUGUCAUCUGUUGGUUUCCCUUUUUCUUUACAUACAUGCUGAAGACGCUGUGCGAGUCCUGCCCAGUGCCCGACACCCUGUUUAAGUUCUUCUUCUGGUUUGGCUAUUGCAACAGUGCGCUGAACCCCAUCAUUUACACUAUUUUUAACAAUGACUUUAGAAGGUCCUUCAAAAAGAUACUGUGCAGGAAGGACGCUAGAAGAUAUGUAUGAUGGACUCUGUCUUCAUGUACAUACUUUUUUUUGCUACUACAUUUUAGAUAAAUUAUACAAUACCUACACCAUUGUACACGUCACUGGCUUGUACGCUCUAGUUGUAACUGCUUGGAAAGGCUUUCCCGGGAUGAGCUUUACGUGCAUCAUCUUUGCAGAACAUCUGCCACCCACAGCUUCAACAGCGAUCACAUAGAGAGGUUUAACCCUAAACAGAACACCACAGUGAAACCAUGUUUUUAUUGUAAAUGUUAUUUUUAUUUUUAUAAAUGAAACAAACAUAGUGAAGUCAUGAUAUGUGUUGUACUUUAUGACAGUUUGUCUGAAUAUUUGUCUCUAUUUCUGUUAUGGAUACAGUAUUGUGCCAUUUUGUAUGAUACUAUGAUGGUUAUUAUGAGAAUGAUGGUUAUAAUGAUGAUGACUAUGAUGAUAACAAACACAGAAUAAAACCC
Messenger RNA from Etheostoma cragini (Arkansas darter), 2182 nucleotides. It is a transcript of the gene adra2a, whose product is annotated as adrenoceptor alpha 2A. The transcript is spliced from 2 exons. Gene Ontology annotation, molecular function: adrenergic receptor activity. The record is from RefSeq and is a predicted model, not a curated record. Gene Ontology annotation, biological process: adenylate cyclase-activating adrenergic receptor signaling pathway. Gene Ontology annotation, cellular component: membrane. NCBI's taxonomy places the organism in Eukaryota, Metazoa, Chordata, Actinopteri, Perciformes, Percidae. The coding region runs from base 501 to 1730 and encodes 409 amino acids.